GCCGUGAGUCCGUGAUAAGUAUUUCUCCGUGUCAUUCGAUAAUCUUAGUAUAACAACAUUGAUACUAAGAGCAUCUCCAAUACUCUAACGUGCACGGUGCACAUGUGGCAUGAGUCAUAGCCACAUAAAUAUUAGCAAAUAAAUUAUCUCUCUCCUUAUUUAAAUGAUUUUAUACAAUUAUGGUAAGUUUUUUCCUGCAAUGUCAACAACAAUGUCAACAUUUAGACGGUCUCCUUGACAUUGUGGAGAAAAACAUACCAAAACUAUAUAAAAUCAUUUAAAUAAGGAGACAAAGAAUUUAUGUACUAAUAUGUAUGUGGUCAUUUCUCAUGUCAUGUGUGCACAGUGCACGUUAUAGUAUUGGAGAUGCUCUAAGGUCUCAUUUAAGACCUUGGACAAGGUUGUAUACGCGAGUCCUUAACACAAUCUCAAUGGGGCGCACACAAGAGUGUAGGAUCCUCUGGUGGAGCAAAGGAAGGCAGGAAUGAUUCUGGUGUUGGUGUUGGUUGGGGCUCUCCAAAGACGAGGGGGCAAUGGACAAUCUCAAUGGCUCCCACGGAAGAGGAAUAGAGAAGACAACAAUGAAAGUCCGCAAAGUUGGGGGGCUUCUGCAGGUGCCGUAGGAGGGCAUUGGAAGAAUAAGAGAAACCGCCCACCAAGGCCAGCUGAUGAUUCUGGUGCUGGUGUGGCUUUCACCUUUACAAGGCAGAGGAUGGAUAAAUUCACAGCUGAGGAGCAAGAGAUUCUCCUUGAGGUUAAGCCUAUCAUGCAAAAUAUCAGAAGGAUAAUGCAUCAAUCAGGGUUGAAUGAUGGCGAUCCACUAACUCCUGAUGACAAAGCGUAUAUUGUUGAGAAUGGUGUCAUUUAUCAUCCGGAUAAAGCCUCAAAAAUUGGAAUGAGUUGAUUACCUUGUGAUUAUCAAGCACAGUAAUUUCCAGGACACUAGAUGCUUCUACGCGGUGUCAACAGAUGGUACCAAACAAUUUAUUUCCUACCUUAAAUGCCUGGAAAACUUAGUGAAGGCCAAGUUCCCGGAUAAAGCUGAAACCUUCUACCAGAAGUAUUUCUAUGUAAAACCUCCCCCUCCUUGCCUCGUCACCCGGUUGGAAACAACAAGAAAAUAGUGGUGGGGGUGCCACUCCAGAAGCUGGAACUGAAGAACCCAAACAACGAGAGCCUUUUAGUAGGCUCUUAGGGAGUGUUUGCAAAUGCUUCUCCUUAAAAAAACACUUUUUUGAAGUGAUUUUGGAAAAGUGAUUAGUACUAAAAGUUGAUAGUGUUUGAGAAAAAAGUGAUUUUAAAAAGUAAAAGUUAGUAGUGUUUGGUAAAAUAAGUGUUUUUUGUGUAAUAGAAAAAGUAAAAAGCACUUUUAACACAAAAGCCGAGAAACGCUUUUUUACUAAAGUUAAAAAAUGUAUUCAUUAUUUACGAAAUAAUCUAUUUAUUAGAGUAAGAUAAAUCAAACUUAAUUAACAAAGGUUCCACAUGCCAUCACAACGGCUAGCUAUAUUGUUAGAGUUUCGGAUGCAAAACAUAAGAAUUAACAACGAACAACAAAUACUAAACGAUUGCAAAUAACAAAACACUGAAUUAGUACAAUUCUACUAUGAUUGACAUGAAAUCUUAUUCAAUAUGAAAUAGUGCGUAACAUUUGAAUAAUUAAAAAAAGAACACAACACAUAUUCAUUGUUGGUAUGAAUGGGUUGGUUUGCAACUACUUUUAAAAAAGUACUUCCCAAACACUAACUUUUAUUUUUCUCGGCUUCCGCGUCAAAAGUGCUUUUACUUUUUCUAUUACACAAAAAGCACUUAUUUUACCAAACACUACCCACUUUUACUUUUCAAAAUCACUUUUUUCUCAAACACUAUCAACUUUUAUUUAAUCACUUCUCCCCAUUUCAUUAAAAAAAACACCUUUUUAAACAGGGCCGGCCCUG
Cuscuta epithymum is the source of this 1937-nucleotide messenger RNA. The record is from the annotation of a GenBank genome assembly. NCBI's taxonomy places the organism in Eukaryota, Viridiplantae, Streptophyta, Magnoliopsida, Solanales, Convolvulaceae.